AUGGAUUCCCCCCAAGGCCGCUCAGAGACAGAGACGCGCGCCUCUAUGCACACUCGAGCCAGCUCCGUCCAGACACCGACGACCAGUCAGUUAAGGCAGCCAUUACCGCCACACUAUCUGGCUUCAGUGAAUGAAACCGUCUCCUUUGAGCCACGCCCAAGCCGGUCAUCCAGCAUCGUGUCGACGAGGACCGGAUUGACAAUUGGGACCUUGCAAGACGAGACGAGGAGCAUACGCAGCGUUGACCUGACCAUUGGGGGCAGGCUAUUUCAUAUCAACCGAGAUGCAUCAAGGAUAUCGAUCUUGGAACCAAUUGAUUUACCCCCAUAUUCACCUCCGCCACAUGGGUUCUCUUCUCUUAGCCAAGUCAUUGGAGAGGCUGAGCAGACCCAUCCUCACCCAAUUCAGCGUUCCGUUGCUAGUUCAGGAUCGGCUGAUGAGGUCCUACAUACAAACAGCGAUGAACAAACCGUAGGAAGGAGCCUCUCUUUUAAUCCAGGACCUGAUAAACUUUCUGUUAUACCGAAGAGAAGAUCCGCUUCGCAGGGUAAUAUCCCAGACAGCGCUUACAGCCGUGCCGGACAGCCUGUUUCACCCCUUCGCCGGCGAAAUGGCGUUCGUUUGCCCAGAAUUUUUACUUCAAUACCCCAUGAGCGCGACACCUGCUCAGAGGAUACCACGCUUCUUGACAACGAGUCCGGAAGCAUCCGCGUAACGCGCUCGGCAGGACCGCGCAUUGGCGGUGGUGAAGUACACUCGAGGUCGCCAUCAUACAUUGGACAAAAUGCUCACGGCAAAUUCCCUACCUGUGUUGAAUCGACACACUUAACCUGUCCGCACACAAGUUAUGGUGGAUAUUCGCGAAACACGGACGAGUCGCAAAUCCUUGCGCCCCAGAGCCCGGCUAGGGUCGAAGAAAACCACGCUGAUGGAACUACGCCACCAUCAAUGGACUCGGAAAACGAUAUAAGCAUUCACUAUUCACGUUUAAUCCGCAGCAUCGAUCGCGAUAAUCGAAAGGCUCUCAACCUUCGGGAUAAGGAGCUGGCUACGAUGCGCGUAAGAUUAAACGAGCUAGACCAAGUUUAUCGAAAGGAGCUGAAGUCGCGGGAUUUUACAAUCGACGAUCUCCGGAAACGGCUUCAGCAUCUCGAAGAGCAGAUGCAAUCACGGAUUGAGAAAUCGCAGAAUGAAGUCGAGGAGCAGUGGGAAAGCCGAUGGAAGUUAAGGGACCGGCAUUACAUGGAGAGGAUGAGGAGGAUGGAGUUGGAUUUUCAGAAGCAAUUAGAGCAAGCUGUCUCCGAUCGGGACAGCGAAUGGGCAGCCGAGCUGAAGAGGAUGAAUGACAAGCUUUUGAAAAAUAUUGGUGGUACAGGCAGUUUAUCAGAUUAA
Messenger RNA from Coccidioides posadasii C735 delta SOWgp, 1392 nucleotides. RefSeq lists its product as uncharacterized. The record is from RefSeq and is a predicted model, not a curated record. Lineage: Eukaryota; Fungi; Ascomycota; Eurotiomycetes; Onygenales; Onygenaceae.